Molecule: messenger RNA, 2042 nt
Organism: Solanum pennellii
Lineage: Eukaryota; Viridiplantae; Streptophyta; Magnoliopsida; Solanales; Solanaceae
Product: importin subunit alpha-4
Exons: 10
Coding region: 149-1753 (534 amino acids)
Biological process (GO): NLS-bearing protein import into nucleus
Cellular component (GO): cytoplasm; nucleus
Molecular function (GO): nuclear import signal receptor activity; protein binding
Source: RefSeq, a predicted model, not a curated record
ACGUGUCUUUAAAGCAAAAAACAAGAAUACCCAAAGUGAGAAUUCUACAAUCUCUAAAAGCUUUUUCUCUUCUUCUCACUUUUCCAGUCUUGUUUGUCUACAGAGAGGGAGAGGGAGAGGCAUUGUCCCCUCAAUUUCCCACAAAAAAAUGUCUCUUCGACCCAGCAAUCGAACUGAAGUUCGCAAGAAAUCUUACAAAAUUGGGGUUGAUGCAGAUGAAGCUCGUAGAAGGAGAGAGGACAAUUUGGUUGAGAUCAGGAAGAAUAAGCGAGAAGACAAUCUUCUCAAGAAACGCAGAGAGGGUCUUCUUCUUCACUCUCAGCAAUUACCCGAUGCCACUCAAACCCCUGAUGCUAUUGAGAAAAGGCUGGAAAGUAUUCCUAUUAUGGUCCAAGGAGUAUGGUCAGAAGAUCCUGCGGCGCAAGUCGAAGCAACUACUCAUUUCAGGAAGCUCUUAUCGAUUGAGCGCAGCCCUCCAAUUGAUGAGGUAAUUAAAGCUGGAGUUAUCCCUCGAUUUGUAGAAUUCCUCGGACGGCAGGACUUACCUCAGCUUCAAUUUGAAGCUGCCUGGGCGUUGACAAAUGUUGCAUCUGGAACAUCAGAACAUACUCGUGUUGUGAUUGACCAUGGAGCUGUUCCUAUGUUUGUACAACUUCUUAGCUCAACCAGUGAUGAUGUCCGUGAACAGGCAGUCUGGGCUUUGGGCAAUGUUGCCGGUGAUUCCCCAAGUUGUAGAGAUCUUGUUCUAGGUCAGGGUGCGUUGAUGCCAUUGCUAGCUCAGUUGAAUGAACACUCAAAGCUUUCAAUGCUAAGAAAUGCAACAUGGACUCUUUCCAACUUUUGUCGAGGCAAACCACCAACACCAUUUGAGGCAGUCAAACCUGCAUUACCAGUUCUUCAACAACUUAUCCACAUGAACGAUGAAGAAGUCUUGACAGAUGCUUGCUGGGCUCUUUCUUAUUUAUCUGAUGGACCAAAUGAUAAGAUUCAGGCUGUAAUUGAUGCGGGUGUCUGUCCACGACUAGUGGAGCUUCUUCUUCAUCCAUCGCCUACUGUUCUCAUACCUGCUCUCCGGACUGCGGGAAAUAUUGUUACUGGUGAUGAUGCUCAAACACAGUUUGUGAUUGACAACCAAGUCUUGCCAUGUCUGUAUCAACUGUUAACUCAAAAUCACAAGAAAAGCAUCAAGAAGGAAGCAUGUUGGACAAUCUCUAAUAUCACUGCUGGAAACAGAGCCCAAAUACAGGCUGUUAUUGAGGCGAAUAUUAUUCUUCCUUUGGUACACCUAUUGCAAAAUGCAGAAUUUGACAUUAAGAAGGAGGCAGCUUGGGCUAUCUCUAAUGCUACCUCUGGAGGAUCUAAUGACCAGAUUAGGUUCUUGACUAGUCAAGGUUGCAUUAAGCCACUAUGUGAUCUCCUAAUUUGUCCAGAUCCCAGAAUCGUUACAGUAUGCUUGGAGGGGCUGGAGAAUAUACUGAAGGUGGGCGAGGUGGACAAAGAAGCUGGGACGAAUGGUGGAAUCAAUAUGUAUACACACAUGAUCGAUGAAUGUGAUGGAUUGGACAAGAUUGAGAAUCUCCAAACUCACGAUAACAAUGAGAUAUAUGAGAAGGCUGUAAAGAUCUUGGAGAAAUACUGGGCUGAAGAAGAUGAAGAACAAAAUCUCCCUGAUGGUGCUGAUGGAAAUCAGCAUGGUUUCCAAUUCGGAAACAACCAGCCUAAUGUUCCUGCAGGAGGAUUCAAGUUUGGCUAGAAGAUUAGUAAGUUUGUUUUGUUUUAUAGGUCUCUUCACUGUUUUUGGAUCACAAUUUUUAGACUAUGUAAUUGGAUUGUUUUGUCGCCAAGGGUCAGGGUUUUUGGUCUGGCACAAAGGCCUUUUGAAUUGUCUGAAAAUGUAAUGGUUUAGUUUGUGUUUUCUAAAAUUUCAUUCAACUUUCAAAAUCACAUUACCAGAGUGUUCUUUUGGCUGGCUGUUUGUGUGGGGUACAUGAUAUAUUUAUGGUUGAAUUCAUAAUGUGUGUUUUAAAUGUUGCUCAAGAAAA